AUAGGUGCGAGCCAUCGCCAAUAUCGAUACAUCGAUACGCGAGCAGAGUCAUAGCAUAGGGAAAAUAUACACAGCGAAAAGUAAAGUGCGAAUCAGUGCGUUUUCCUGGUCAUCGAACAGCCGAACCCAAAGUAGAAUCCCCAUGUCCGGCUCCGGUCUCGACGAGAAUCCCUUCGGGGAGCCCAACCUGGACAAUCCGUUUGCGGAUCCCGCCAUCCAGCAGGCACAGCAGGCAUUCCGGGGCGGCGCCGCGCUCGUCUCGCUGGAGGAUUACAACCCCUUCGAGGAGCAGGCGAAGCCGCAGCUGCAGAUAAACUCGACCAACACGGCGGCCGUCGUCCAGCCGCUCUCGCAGAACAUUCCGCCCCCGCAGACCAGCUCCCUGGGCGCCUCGGCGCCGAGCACCAGCAUACAGAUCACCUCGGAGGAGCUGCAGCGCCGGCAGGAGGAGCUGGACCGCAAGGCCGCCGAGCUGGACCGCCGGGAGCAGCAGCUGCAGGGCAAUGUGCCGCAGCUGAACAACUGGCCACCGCUGCCCGAUAACUUCUGUGUGAAGCCUUGCUUUUACCAGGACUUCGAGGUGGAAAUACCGCCCGAGUUCCAGAAGCUGGUCAAGCGAUUGUACUACAUUUGGAUCUUUUACACCAUGACGUUGUUGGCCAACGUGAUCGGGGGUCUCAUUUUGCUGUUCCAUGCUGGCGAAUUCGAAACCUUCUUCCUGGCCAUCUUCUACACGAUGCUCUUCUCGCCCGCCUCGUAUGUCUGCUGGUUCCGUCCGGCGUACAAGGCAUUCCGCAACGAUUCGAGCUUCAACUUUAUGGUCUUCUUCUUCAUCUACUUCUUUCAAACGCUGUACUCCAUUGUCCAGACGGUGGGCAUCAGCAAGAUGGGCUACUGCGGCUUCAUCACGGCCAUCGAGCAGUUCGAUGGCCAAGCGUCGGGCAUCAUCGUCGGCAUCCUGCUGCUGCUCGUGUCCUGCUGCUUCGCAACGGUGGCCGUGGCCAAUGUGCUGAUGAUCACCAAGAUCCAUUCGAUCUACCGCAGCACAGGGGCCAGCAUGGCCAAGGCCCAGGCGGAGUUCACCACCGAGUUUCUGCGCAACCAGCAUGUCCAGGAGGCGGCCUCCUCGGCCGUCAACACGGCCAUCAAUUCGCAGUUCAACAACAGCAGGUACUAAGGAGAUCUGAUCAAAUCAAAAGGGAGAAUCAAUCAAUCAAUCAGCCACGAACUCAAGCACUCAUCCUGCUAAACUGGAACAGAAAGAGAUGGUAGAGAAAGAGAGAGAGAGAGAGAGAGACAGGGAGAAGAAACAUUUAAUAAAUAUAGAAAUAUAGCUUGAAAAUAAAAAGGCAAGAAAUAAUUCAACUAAAGCAAGCAUUGGAGCAUGGAACUAAUAACUAAUUGCUUUUGUGCAUAAACAAUUCCUAGAAUGCCGUCGUCUUUAUUACAAAUAAUUACUGUAAUGAUAACACACACAAAAACACACACAAUGCAUUAACAAUAUUUAUAAACAGAGCGAAACUGAACUUAGAACUUAAACUAAAAACUAAAGCUAAAAAAGUGAAAAAAUGAAAACUAAAGCGGCCCCCGAUGCCUUCGAUACACAACAGCUGCAGCGGAUUGGGAGGACAGGACAUCUUGAUCGCAAUCCAAAUACAAUAUCUAGAGUAAAUUAUUGUGUGUGUGUGUCCUGUGGAAUAAUUGCAUUCGGAAAUUAACCCAGAAACGAGAGACGCUGCUGCUGCUGCUGCUGAUGAUGAUGAUGUUUUCUAGUUCUUUAAGUCAUUAAAACGAUAUAGGAAUAUCCCCCGUCCCCCGUCCC
Messenger RNA from Drosophila takahashii, 1822 nucleotides. RefSeq names its product secretory carrier membrane protein (gene Scamp). Gene Ontology annotation, biological process: protein transport. NCBI's taxonomy places the organism in Eukaryota, Metazoa, Arthropoda, Insecta, Diptera, Drosophilidae. The record is from RefSeq and is a predicted model, not a curated record. Gene Ontology annotation, cellular component: trans-Golgi network membrane; recycling endosome membrane.